Messenger RNA from Morus notabilis, 848 nucleotides. RefSeq names its product histone H3.3. Gene Ontology annotation, molecular function: structural constituent of chromatin; protein heterodimerization activity; DNA binding. Gene Ontology annotation, cellular component: nucleosome. The transcript is spliced from 5 exons. The record is from RefSeq and is a predicted model, not a curated record. Lineage: Eukaryota; Viridiplantae; Streptophyta; Magnoliopsida; Rosales; Moraceae. Bases 186 to 596 code for a protein of 136 amino acids.
ACGUUCCCCUAUUAAACCGACCUAAUCCCUCUCUGCCCCUGCUUAGAUAAAUAACUGUACAAUAUCUUCUUCCUCAUUUGUCUUCUAAUAUUUUUCUUGGCGCUCUAUCGGCUUACGUAAUACCAAUUCCUCAAACCCUAAUUUUCGAUUUCUUGAAGCUUUCUGUGCCUUUGUUCUGAGAAGAGAUGGCUCGUACAAAGCAAACUGCCCGCAAAUCCACUGGAGGAAAGGCUCCAAGGAAGCAGCUCGCCACCAAGGCUGCGAGAAAAUCGGCUCCUACCACCGGUGGAGUCAAGAAACCUCACCGAUACCGCCCUGGAACUGUUGCUCUUCGUGAAAUUAGGAAAUACCAGAAGAGCACUGAGCUAUUGAUCCGCAAGUUGCCCUUCCAGCGUCUUGUUCGUGAAAUCGCUCAGGACUUCAAGACUGAUCUGAGGUUCCAAAGCCAUGCUGUUCUGGCGCUUCAAGAGGCUGCUGAGGCUUAUCUUGUUGGGCUUUUCGAGGACACCAACCUGUGCGCCAUCCACGCCAAGAGGGUCACCAUUAUGCCCAAGGACAUUCAGCUGGCCAGGCGUAUCCGUGGAGAACGUGCUUAAAUCCUUUAGUAAAGUCUUUUGAUGGUUUUCAUAGUUCUUAGAUUGAUAUAGGUCGUGGCAUUUUAUUCCUUGGAUGUAUAGAUUUCUCAAUAGUUGGAACUUGUGUCCUUGAUAGGAGGAUUAUUGUUUUGGAACCUAUUUCUAAUACGAUGAAGCCAAAUCCUAAUUGGUGAUUAAUCCAAGUCUUGUUUUAGCGAUCUAAUUGCUUAUGGGUGCGUUUGCUUUUAAAAUGAUAAUGAUUUGUGUUCUGUA